Molecule: messenger RNA, 276 nt
Organism: Pseudozyma hubeiensis SY62
Lineage: Eukaryota; Fungi; Basidiomycota; Ustilaginomycetes; Ustilaginales; Ustilaginaceae
Exons: 2
Coding region: 1-276 (91 amino acids)
Source: RefSeq, a predicted model, not a curated record
AUGCGUCAAAGAGUGCGCUCAGGGUCCCUACAGAUGCACGGCGAGACGCAGUGCCGGCAUGGCACAAGCCGAUGGGUCAGGAGCAUGAACGCCGAAGAGAGGCUUGACGCUGGGACCAGAUAUCCGUUCGGAAGCCCAGAUGGAUGCGGCUUUCCGAAGCGCCGACAAAGUGUGACGACGAUCAACCGGACAGAGACCGAAGAUGGUGUCAAAGCGGGGGCGGUGGAUGUACCUAGCUUAGUGAACAGCCGAAGCUGCACCUUUAGCGCUGUCUGA